UUAAACACAUUAUUUACAAUUUUCUCAACUAUGUUUAUAAAUCCCAUAGUAAAAAAACGACUCACAAAGUUUCAGUCUUCUCAAAUGAAUUUUACAUCAGCAAAACCCAAAAGAGUUUUGAUGGGUGGUAGACGGCAAUCAUAUAGUAUGUAGUAAACAAAAGUCAGCUGUUCUUUAUAGCUUAUUUGCAAACGCAGUUCUCAGAAAAUAUAACAAUGUUUAUACUAAGUACCAGAUCGAUAAUAAAGCCGAAAAUCCUUGCUUUUCCAAGCCAGUUAUAUCGUUAUUUGCAAUACAAUCAAGGUCAAUCUCCGGAGCCCAAAAUUCGCGAAUACUUCUACUACAUUGAUCAUGAGGGAAUGCUCUUUCUCGACGAUGCGAAAAUGAAAAACUUUACCAGCUGCUUCAAAGAGAAAGACUUCCUGAGAUUCUUUUUCAGUCGCCUGCGACUGAACAAAACGAAUAGAUACGCAAACGAAUUUCCAUACAUUUCCCUCUGUGGGCGGGAAAGGAAUUUUAUACGGUGCGACGACACGCCUCUUGUGUUUACUGAGCAACUGAGAAAGGACGAUAAAGAGGUGCUCAGCUAUGCGCACUCGGGACAAGUCCUAACCCUGCCCUAUGAACCGCACAAACUGUACAUGGAUCCGCGAAACGGAAGGGUCUAUCACCCAGCCACGCCACAGGUGGGCGGAAUAGGUCUGGUCCGUUCCAAGCUGGCCAUCGAACUCAGUCAGCACUUUGAGAUUCCAACUGGUCAGGCUUCCCCCACUCACUUUCGAUGGAACGGAGAGCGAUUGAAACUGCAGAACGAGUGGGUUAGCGAUACUCAGCGAUUUCCCAUGAACGAGGAGUGUAUAUAAUCGAAUAACUUUAAUGGAUUAAAAUUGAGACAACGUUAGUACUACGUA
Molecule: messenger RNA, 911 nt
Organism: Drosophila suzukii
Lineage: Eukaryota; Metazoa; Arthropoda; Insecta; Diptera; Drosophilidae
Product: UPF0598 protein CG30010
Source: RefSeq, a predicted model, not a curated record